AUGCCUCUACUCGGGUGCCAUGCUGGUCAGCUGCCUGAUCUUUCUGGUGCGCACGACCCACCUGUCCUUCUCCAUGGACAAGGCCAUCGCCAUCUUGGUUGCUGUACCCGCCGCCGGCUUCCUGGUGCCCCUCUUACUGUUGCUGCUGGUCCAGGCCAUGUCGGUGAGCGCGGCGGAGCGCUCCUACGAGGGCAAGGCUCUUCUGUGUGGCAGUUCAGAAUGAUGGAUCAAGCGAGAUCAGCAUUCUCUAACUUGUUUGGUGGAGAACCAUUGUCAUAUACCAGGUUUAGUCUGGCUCGGCAAGUAGAUGGUGAUAACAGUCAUGUGGAGAUGAAAUUAGCUGCAGAUGAAGAAGAAAAUGUUGACAGUAACAUGAGGGGUAACCAAACCAGUAUCACAAAACCGAAAAGGUUAAAUGGAUAUAUCUGCUAUGGGAUCAUUGCUGUAAUCAUCUUUUUCUUGAUUGGAUUUAUGAUCGGCUACUUGGGCUAUUGUAAACGUGUGGAACCACAAGGUGAUUGUGGGAAACGGGCAGCAACACAGCCUUCAUGCCCAGAGGAGACAGAAACUUUCGAAUCAGAAGAGCAACUCCCUGGAACACCUCGCAUAUUCUGGGCAGACCUCAAAUCAGCAUUGUCAGAAAAACUGAAUGUCAUAGACUUUGCCAAGGCCAUCAAGAUGCUGAAUGAAGAUUCUUAUGUCCCACGUGAGGCUGGAUCUCAAAAAGAUACCAGUUUGGCUUUUUUCAUUGAAAAUAAAUUACAUGACUAUAAACUCAACAAAGUCUGGCAUGAUGAACAUUUUGUUAAGAUUCAGGUUAAAGGCAGUUCUCAAAAUUCGGUGUCUGUAGUCAGUGCAAGUGGUGAUGGCAGUCAGGCGUACUCAGUGGAGAAUCCUGAGGGUUACGUGGCAUAUAGUAAGGCUGCGACAGUUACUGGUAAACUGGUCUAUGCUAAUUUUGGCACUAAACAAGACUUUGAGGAUUUAAAUAUGCCUGUGAAUGGAUCUUUAGUGAUUGUAAGAGCUGGAAAAAUCACUUUUGCUGAAAAGGUUGCAAAUGCUGAAAGUUUAAAUGCAAUUGGUGUCUUGAUAUACAUGGACCAUAGUAACUUUCCCAUUGUUAAUGCAAAUCUUCCAGUUUUUGGACAUGCUCAUCUGGGAACAGGUGACCCUUACACACCUGGAUUCCCUUCUUUCAAUCACACUCAGUUUCCACCAUCUCAGUCAUCAGGAUUGCCCAACAUACCUGUCCAAACAAUUUCCAGAGCUGGUGCAGAAAAGCUAUUUCAAAAUAUGGAAGGAGAGUGUCCUCGUAGUUGGGGAACAGACUCUUCAUGUAAGCUGGUAUCCUCACAGGAUAAGAAUGUGAAACUUAGCGUGAACAAUGUGCUGAAGGAGAUAAGAAUUUUAAAUGUCUUUGGAGUUAUUAAGGGCUUUGAAGAACCAGAUCGCUAUGUUAUAGUAGGGGCCCAGAGGGAUGCCUGGGGUCCUGGAGCUGCAAAGUCCAGUGUAGGAACAAGUCUGCUAUUGACACUUGCCCAGAUACUUUCCGAUAUGGUCUUAAAAGGUCAGUUUAAACCCAGCAGAAGCAUUGUCUUUGCCAGCUGGAGUGGUGGAGACUUUGGAGCUGUUGGUGCCACUGAAUGGCUAGAGGGAUACCUUUCCUCAUUGCAUUUAAAGGCUUUCACUUAUAUUAAUCUGGAUAAAGCUGUUGUUGGUACUACCAAUUUCAAAGUUUCUGCCAGCCCACUGUUGUAUUCACUUAUUGAGAAAAUCAUGAAAGAUGUGAAACAUCCACUUACUGGGUUGUCUCUGUAUCGGGACAGCAACUGGAUCAGCAAAGUGAAGAAACUUUCUUUGGAUAAUGGUGCUUUCCCUUUCCUUGCAUAUUCUGGCAUCCCGGCAGUCUCUUUCUGUUUUUGUGAGGACACAGAUUACCCUUAUCUGGGCACCCCCAUGGACACCUAUGAGACAUUGGGCGGAGAAGUCCCUCAGUUGAACAGAGUGGCUCGGGCAGCAGCAGAAGUGGCUGGUCAGCUUGUGAUUAAACUUACCCAUGAUGUUGAGCUGAACCUGAACUAUGAGAUGUAUAAUGAUGAAAUACUUAGGUUUGUGAAGGAAAUGAACCUAUUCAGAGCAGACAUAAGGGAUAUGGGUCUGAAUAUGCAGUGGCUGUAUUCUGCUCGUGGAGACUUCUUCCGUGCUACAUCUAGACUAACAACGGAUUAUAAGAAUGCUGAGAAAACAGACAGAUCUGUGAUGAGGGAAAUCAAUGACCGUAUCAUGAAAGUGGAAUAUCACUUCCUCUCACCCUAUGUAUCUCCAAGAGAGUUUCCUUUCCGACACAUCUUCUGGGGCGCUGGCUCUCACACUCUGUCAGCUUUACUGGAGCACUUGAAGCUGCGUAAGAAAAAUAGUGAUGCUUUUAAUCAAACACUGUUGGAAAACCAGUUGGCUCUAGCAACUUGGACUAUUCAGGGAGCUGCAAAUGCCCUUUCUGGGGACAUUUGGGACAUUGACAACGAAUUUUAA
Messenger RNA from Rangifer tarandus platyrhynchus (Svalbard reindeer), 2532 nucleotides. Lineage: Eukaryota; Metazoa; Chordata; Mammalia; Artiodactyla; Cervidae. The record is from the annotation of a GenBank genome assembly.